Plodia interpunctella (Indianmeal moth) is the source of this 821-nucleotide messenger RNA. RefSeq lists its product as uncharacterized. Bases 87 to 719 code for a protein of 210 amino acids. The transcript has 2 exons. NCBI's taxonomy places the organism in Eukaryota, Metazoa, Arthropoda, Insecta, Lepidoptera, Pyralidae. The record is from RefSeq and is a predicted model, not a curated record.
AUUGAACUAUAUAACGACAUAUCACACACUCAUCAACACACUUCCACUUUGUUACCCGACUCAUCAAGUCGUGUCACCAGGUCAAAAUGUCACAGCUUAGAUUAGUUAUCACCUUAAUUGCCAUCAUAGCUAGCUGCAACGCUAGCGGGAUCGGCCACUUAGUUCCAGCAGUCCGAUCAUUUCCCAUCGUUCGAUAUGCUCCGUUCUACAAUUUCCCUGGUGUGCGGUCCGUACACGCGAUUGCUCCAGCUCCAAUACUGCCUGCUCCAGCACCUGUUCCAAUUGUGCCAGGACCACCAAUAGCAGCCCCUGCCCCCGUCUUCCCAGCACCUGCUCCAGUUUUAUCCGCUCCGACUCCAUUAUUUUCUCCAGCAAUACCAAGAUUCGCUCCUGUAAAUCCAUCCUUUCCUGCUCCGUUAGCUACAGCAUUUUCUGCUCCGUUAGCUCCAGCGUUUUCUGCUCCAGUCCCAGCAUUUCCCGCACCUGUAGCGCCUGCAUUUCCAACACCCAUAAUCCGCACUGUACCUGCUCUGCCAGCUGUACCAUUCUCUCCUAUCCUAAAGCCUGUUGCACCAGCGCCGGUAUUACCAGCCCCAUUUGCUGUGGCUAGAGCAGUACCAUUCGGUAUAUCCCCGUACGCCGCUCCCCUCUUUCGACCGCAUUUAGCUCCUGCACCUUUAGCUCCAGCACCUAUAUUUAAACAAUUAGCAUGGAAAUGAAUCUAGUCUGGUGUUACAUAGAAUUAGAUUAAGUUAUUUUAAUUUUAAGCUGUUGUUGUCUUUAUACACUUUUGUAAAUAAAAAUAAAUAAUUCUGUGUUUA